Molecule: messenger RNA, 2757 nt
Organism: Aspergillus versicolor CBS 583.65
Lineage: Eukaryota; Fungi; Ascomycota; Eurotiomycetes; Eurotiales; Aspergillaceae
Exons: 10
Coding region: 1-2757 (918 amino acids)
Biological process (GO): transmembrane transport; carbohydrate transport
Cellular component (GO): membrane
Molecular function (GO): carbohydrate:proton symporter activity; oxidoreductase activity
Source: RefSeq, a predicted model, not a curated record
AUGUCACACAACACCGAUUCUUUCCUUACCAGGACCAUUCACGACCUUCUGUCUCUGAAGGGCCGGACGAUAGUUGUCACCGGCGGUGGUCGUGGGCUUGGACUGGCGUUCGCGUUCGCAAUCGCGGAGGCUGGGGGCAAUGUUGCUGUUAUCGACUACAUUGACACGCCGCACGAGCACUACUACAAGUUAGAAAAGGACUACGGCGUGAAGGUCAAGCUUUACAAGAGCGAUGUUACAAACUUCGAGCUCCUCAAGGGUACAUUUAACGAGAUUGUCAAGGACUUUGGUGGAAUUCAUGGCCUAGUUACGGCAGCUGGUAUAUGUGUGGACCAGCCCUUCCUCGAUCGUCCACCAGAAUCAGUUGCUCGUUCAUUCAAUGUGAAUGUUCUCGGGACAUACUACGCCGCCCAGCUUGCAGCCGCGCAGAUGGAUAAGCAGGACCCCUCGCCUCACUCUGGAUGCAAAGGUUCAAUUGUAUUCAUUGCGUCAAUUGCCGCCUAUGUCGCAAGCAAAGGCCAGACGACCAGCGACUACUGCUCCAGCAAGGGAGCUGUAGUAGCACUCGCGAAGUCCCUGGGCGUUGAGCUGGCAGCUAAGAAUAUCCGUGUGAACAGUGUAUCCCCUGGGUAUAUGGCCACGGAUAUGACUCUGGAUCAGUGCCGUCGCUUCCCUUGGUUAGGGGAUAUCAUGAACAACGAGCCUCCUAUGCGUAGAAUGGGUGACCGGACGGACCUGAAGGUCCCGAUUGUGUAUCUUCUGUCGGAUGCGAAUUACUUUGUUAGUGAAUCCAAUGCUGCGGCUGAGAUACUGAAACUACUACGAACCAGUAGAGAAAGUUCCUUGUUGUCCACGGGCUCUUGGGAAACCACGUACUUCCAUUGGCUGUUCGGAAUUGGUGCCCGAGCAUGGGUGCAAAGCCGGCCGAAAAUAGCGCAUCUGCAGGCCCAUGGGGAAGGCGUCAUUGCAUCUCCGAGAUCGUCGACUUGCGGGGGUGGCGGAUGCUUCACACUUUCACCCAUCGGUAUAUCAGCAGCCAUCGUUGUUAUGGAGAAGCCCCCUUCCGAUUCAGAGCACGUUGAGUGCAGCAAGCACGGCGAGAUCUCCCCCGCAGGCGGAAUUGUUCUGAUGGAAAAUGCAAGGGAGCCAUACGGGCCGAGUGGCACUGACUGCGCGAAAGGCUUCAAAGGUGCCUUCAAGAACAAAUAUGUGACCGCGUGCGCUGCCUUCGCAACGCUUGGUGGUGCAAUGUUUGGCUACGACCAAGGUGUUGUCUCGGUCACGCUUACCAUGGAUCAGUUCCUGGAAAUGUUCCCAGAGGUGGCUCCAGGCGCUGCUGGAGCUGGAUUCCAGAAAGGGUUGCUGACGGCCAUGAUCGAGCUUGGGGCCUUUAUUGGCGCAAUGAACCAGGGGUGGAUUGCAGACAAGAUAUCGAGGAAGUGGUCCAUCAUGGCGGCGGUCUUGAUCUUCUUGUUUGGAUCGGCCCUGCAGACUGGAGCGAUGAGCUUUGAGAUGUUGCUGGGUGCCCGCUUCGUUGGUGGUGUUGGGGUUGGCAUGCUGGCCAUGGUGGCCCCUCUUUAUAUUUCAGAGAUCGCGCCGCCGGAGAUCCGUGGAACCCUGCUGGUGAUGCAGGAGUUGUCUAUUGUGAUUGCAAUUGUGGCUGCCUUUUAUACGACUUAUGGGACCCGGUUCAUCGCUGGUGAAUGGUCAUGGCGUCUUCCAUUCUUGAUUCAGAUGGUGCCUGCUAUAAUUUUAGGGCUCGGUGUUCCGUUUCUUCCAUACUCUCCUCGCUGGCUGGCUGGAAGAGGGCGAGGUGAAGCCUCGCUUAAGGCUCUCUGCAAGCUACGUGGAGCCGACGAGAAUGAUGCUCGAGUCCUGCGAGAAUGGAUUGAGAUCCGAUCGGAAGUUGCCUACUGCAAGCAGGCAAGUGCAGAGCGACACCCACGGCUCCAGAAUGGAAGCAUCCUCAGCCGCAUUAUGUUGCAUAUCUGGAGCUAUCUGGACUGCUUUCGCAAGGGGUGUCUGAAGCGGACUCAUGUCGGUAUCGGACUGAUGUUCUUCCAACCUGACAGCGCGGCAGAAUUUGGUGGCGUUAAUGCACUCAUUUACUACUCCCCCAGCCUCUUCGAGGGCAUGGGCCUGGAGUAUGAAAUGCAGCUGAACAUGUCUGGCGUCGUCAACAUCUGUCAAAUGGUGGCGUGCUUCUGGUCCCUAUGGGGCAUGGACCGAUUCGGCCGUCGCCCUUUACUGUUCGGAGGAGCAACAUGCAUGGUCAUCUCUCACCUCAUCAUCGCUGUUCUCAUGAGCCAGUUCAAAGAUAGCUGGCCCGCCCACACAGCUGAAGCCUGGACCUGCGUUGCAUUCCUCUGCUUCUUUAUGUUGACAUACGGUGCAACCUGGGGCCCCAUCCCGUGGGCGAUGCCGGCUGAAAUUUUUCCUUCGUCUCUUCGAGCGAAGGGCGUGGCCUAUUCCACCAUGUCUAACUGGCUCAAUAACUUCAUUGUUGGGCUCAUUACUCCCCCACUGGUGCAGAAUACAGGUUACGGAACGUAUGUGUUCUUCUGUGUGUUUUGUACUUUGUCGCUCAUCUGGUCGUGGUUUUUUGUCCCUGAGACUAAUGGACGCACGUUGGAGGAGAUGGACUAUGUUUUCAAGGAUAAUAUUGGGGCCGAUGAGCAGGCUCGGCGUUCUCGGAUCGAAGCUGAUAUUGCAUUGGGAAUUCGGACCAACAACACUGUAUCGGCUGCGACGGCAUGA